ACUAAUCAGAAGAUGGCAUGCAAACCAGCAUAUUCUCUGCUUGGCGUGUAUGCAUUUAAUAUUUAGAACUUCUUUGUUUGUCUGUUUGUUUAAUGACUUCAUGUGCUAUUAAAAACGUUUGUAUAGAGUUAAAGAUGUGGACGAGAUGCACACUUAUACAUAUUUUUUCUAUCUCUUUAGAGGAUGCUGCUGCGCGUGAACUCCGCUCCCCUCCGCCGUGCAUGCGCAGCCGCAUCCUUCAUUCAUCCGCCGCGCGCGCGUUCCCGUGCUGGUCUUGGAUAAGAGGCACGCGGAAUUCAGAGGGUAACAUCUCACACAGACACUUAAGAGGAAAACGCGCGGCUGCGGGGAAAUGGCUUUGACUCAAGAUACGAUCCUGAGCUUUUUACUGGCGCGCGGGGGGAAAGUGAAAAACUCGGAGCUCGUGAGCAACUUCAGAGGACUUAUACACUCUAGCGAUCCCGCGGAAGAGAAACAGAACCGAGAGCUGUUCAAACGCCUGGUCAACAGCAUCGCCGUGGUGCAACAACAAGACGAUGAUGUGAAGUACGUGGCUGUGAAGAAAAGGUACAUGGGACUCAUCACAGGUGCACAAAACAGUUCUCCACGCAGCCUCAGAUCCAGUGAAACAGCCAAUGUGGAUAUUAUUAAUAACAAUUACUGUCAUUGCUCCCCUCGAGCUGUGAGUGAUAGCAGUAAAAGUGGAUUUGAUGUUGAGUGUGUUCACUCAAAAACCCCAUCUGACUAUAAAGAGAGCGAGUCUUUGACAGCAAGAGUGCUCAAUGUGACAAGUGAUGCUAGAAGUGGAAAAACAGGGGCUGUAUUUGCUCUUGUGGCCAUAAAAUCUCCAUCAUGUGAGCUGCAGCAUGAAGAAAAGAGAAAAACAAGCCUAAAAACACUAAUAGUAGAUGCCAAACCGCCAUCUACGAGAGUCAAAGCAGAUCAGAGAUGUGUUGCCGGAGAAGGCUUUCUCUACAGGUCUCUGAGAGCCAAACGAAAGGAGUUAGAUGCACAGGGUUCGCCGCAGCUGCGAAGGUGUAGCAAACUCUCCAGAUCUGCUGGUAGUGAGGCUGAAGACUCGGAUGGAGUGCCUCUGGGAUCGAUGGAGCAUGAGUGGCUUGUGAAAGCAGCAACGGGAAGCUGGCGUCAGAUCUACGGCCUCCUGCUGCAAGACCCUCGGCUGGCGGAGAAGCCGAACUUCAUGUGUGGAUUCACCAUCCUGCAUUGGGCUGCCAAAAGCGGAAACUGUGAAAUGGUGUGUAAAGUCAUUGAUGUUUCCAGACAGAGAGGCGCAGGGGUCGAUGUGAAUGCCAAGUCUUACGACGGAUACACAGCGCUCCACAUAGCUGCCAUUCACAGCCGUGAACGUGUGUUAUCACUGCUGGUGUGUGAAUAUGGUGCCAGCACUGACAUACGGGAUAACAGUGGCAAAAAACCCUACCGUUAUCUCAGUCCAGACGUGUCCACUGAAAUCAGAAAGAUGCUCGGAGACCCUCACAGCCUGCAGAAGGAUGCACAGAACCUCUCAGACCUCCCUAAAGGAUUCAACACCCUCAGUAAACUAUUCCAGCCCCACGUCGCUGGACAUAAAAAGAAAUACAGACGACGACUGAGCUUCCACUUCAUCAGAGAUGAUCAGGAAGACCCCAGAAAGAGCGUCGCACUUAAUCGCAAACUGUUACAGUAAAAUAUCCCAACUGAACGAUAACAACACGCACUACUUGUAUUACUUGUUGUAGGUUUAAUAUAACGUGUUAAUGUAACUGGAGAUCAUACAGUGACAGUCGUGUGUCUGCUGAUGAUUGUGUUUGUUAAUGAGGUUGAAGAGUUACAGGAGAAUGCAUUUAGUACUAACACAGCUGAAAGGCUGAAGAAUAUGUACAGGCCAUGUUUUAACCCAAAAGAAAGACAAACAUGUGUUAUGUAAAUAUUGGGUUACACUAAAAAACUAUCAUGCUGUAAAUGCAAAAAUAAAUAAAAUAAAAAUGUAAUUAAAUUUUAAAAU
Molecule: messenger RNA, 2005 nt
Organism: Cyprinus carpio (common carp)
Lineage: Eukaryota; Metazoa; Chordata; Actinopteri; Cypriniformes; Cyprinidae
Gene: sowahab
Product: sosondowah ankyrin repeat domain family member Ab
Molecular function (GO): protein binding
Source: RefSeq, a predicted model, not a curated record